AGCUCGUCGGUGUCCCCGAAGAGAGACGGAAGUGACGGAGGCUCGAGUAAUCGGUCGCGACCACCUAUGGCGGCCGCGAGCUUUCCACCGAGUUUCACGAACGUCGGCGUCAUAGAGAACUGCCCCACCUCGAGCUCCUUGAAAUCGAUACGGUAUCGGGCUCGACAAUGGGGCCAGAAACUCGAUGGUACGACGAAGGACGAACUCUGCUAACGAUCGCGUCGGACGAUAUCUCUGCCAGGAGAUAUAGCCCAAUGACACGAUCUCGUGGUUACGCCGUUUACAAACAGAUUCGUAAUAAAAGAUCUUUAGCCUUAGCGCGCUCUUUAUCGUCGCUUUCGAUUCGAUCGUAGCGAGGGAAAAAGGACAAGAGGAAGGAAAUGGAUAAAAAUCUGAUAAAGAGCGAACAAAAUGAUGUCGGACAGCCAACGAUUACGUAUUUAUAAGCACGUGUCGCGAAUAAGUGGUGGAUAAAAUUACGCAAAGCGGCGGAAAGCGAUAAGCUCGGGAGAGAGAGGGGGGAGAGAAGGAAAAUACGAUAAGAAGGAAAAUCUCGCAAAGUCUCGACGGAGAGCGAGCGAGCGAGAGAGAGAGAGAGAGAGAGAGAGAGAGAAGGGGGAGAGGGAGGGAAAGAAGGAAGGAUGGAAGUUAAGUGAGUGUUCCGGCAACGAAGGGUGAGGUCGAACGAGACUAAGGGUGAGAAGAGUGUGUAGCGGUAGUGGUAGUAGCAGUGGCAGCCAGUAGUAAAGACCGGCUCGUGUCUGGCACGCCGUACCACCCGGUGCAACUCGUCGUGACGAGAAUACGUUCGCUACCGACGAGAACCAUUUUUGAUCUCUCUCCGUGUGUCCCUCCCCCUCUCCCUCCCUCCUCGAAACGAUCAACCGAGCGCCAUUUUACGAUUUACAGGUUAACGUUUGCUCGAGCGAGUCCUCGAAACGUUACGAAGCAAGGAAAGAAACUAUUUUCGUUUCGGCGAAUAAAAGACUUUUAAAGAACGGACGUUAAUUGGUGCGUUGUUAGCGACUAAGAGAGUAGACGCCGUAAAAAACAAAGAAAGAUCCUUGUACACGUAACAGAUUUCUCGCGAAAACUAUGUAGUCGAUUCUUUCCUGUCACGUAGCUACCUGUUAUUCGCGUUUGCGACGCGAGAGGAGAAUGAUAAAAUGAAUCUUCGUAAGUAAGAGGCCUUUCGGACUCGUAGCCUCGAGGUGAGAACGUUCCGAAGUAGUAGCUAGCUCGCGCUCGUUAUUUCACAGUACUUACGACUUUCUCUCUCUCUCUCUCCACGAGAGCCACGAGAGAGAAGAGAGUUUACGCUCGGUAAGUCACGGAAUUUAUGGGAUCGCAGAAUUUAUAGUUUCAAUUUCCGUGAUAUUCAAACGGCGCUAGCUGCCAGUGGCGAUCGCUUAAAAUUCGAACUUGACUGCGCCUAUUAAUCGUUCCUUCAUUUUCGAUAUUCCAAUGCGAGUUAAUGCGCGGGAAGAUAGUAAGCCCGUAAUUAUCUUUUCUCGCUGUAAAACGAGAAGAGAUCUUUCCUAUCGAUUUUCAGCUCUGUCCAAAGUAAAAAGGAUACGUUUGACGCGACAUAGAUAUUUUUUACGUCCGCCCGUUACUUAUAUUCGCGUUUCGCGCAUUAAAGUAAAGUUCCAUUUGGCGAAAUUGCGAACGGCCGGCUUUGUCGAGGCAAAAUCGUUACCGCGUUUGUUUCAUUCUCUUCUUCCAUCUCUCUUUUUUUCUCUAUCUCUCUCUCUCUCUCUCUCUCUCUCUCGUACGACCCGCAGCACUUGUUAAGAGCUCCCUCGGAUGAGUUCCUUUGUAAAAUAACCCAGAUAGCUUUCACCGGGGCCGAGUUACUCGGCGUAACGAUCGCGGCCGAAUGUGCGUGGCCGAUGUAGUUGCGGCUUGUCGGUAUUCGUCCGCGCGCGUAUACGUAGGAGAACGCGAAAAGUGCAACGCCGUGCACUGGAACGUCGAAAUUAUUCGACGCGAUCCUCGACGGGUAUGUCUUUUUUAGAUAGCUCUCUCGUAUCUUUGCGAAUCGAUCGCGAAAACUUGGCUGCUCUGCUCGGCGCGUUAGUCCGUCUAACGGUUCGUUGCUCCUCGACGACGCGAUAGACGAGGUAAAUUGAAUUUGCGUAAUAAAGUUGCUACGACCGCACCGUCGUCCUCGUCCUCCGUAUGCAUCGGGGAGUGUGUGCGCGUGUGUACGUACAUACACACACGUAUACGUAUGUAUAUAUAGCUAGAAUAUAAAGGGAAACACGUGGCUAGAGGGUGAACGACGCGAUUCCAGUCUCCGGGAGGACGGGGAAGCACGACGAGUGCCGUCGAACGGGUCACCCCCAGGUGUCUCCUCUCUCUCUCUCUCUCUCUCGAACGAACGAACGAACGAAUCCUCUUAAAGGGAGCUCGUAUUGCAGAGAGGAAACACCGCGAGUGAACGCUUCCUGCUUUUUGUUCGCAACGACUCGAGUGGAAUUCGCGCGCGAUUUUUACGUUCCACUCUGACGUCUUUCUUGCGUCUCGUUCGAUCGACUUUUCCAUAUGUAUGCGCCCGUUUCGAGGGAAUCUUUAAUCGAGAGAAUACGUACGAUGGCGCGACGACGUUGAUUUCCAAGUACAAAAGUUGCACACUCUCGUCCAGUCGAGUUCUUCUCCUUUGGCCAUUUUUGUUUUCCCCCUCAGCCACGCGCCGGUACGACGUAGGCACAUAGUUGCGUAUAUUUACCGAAUAAGGUCAACGCAUUCACCUUGAGACGUUCCUCGCACGCUCGGAAUCCGUCCGACGAUUUGGAGGUUGGCCAGCUAUUUCCGAUCGUGACCUAUCCUCCUAUCGGCUCACCGUGUGGUCCACGAAAGAAAAUGGAAGGAGGAGAUCGAUGGGGUGGAAAGGAAAAGGGAUAAGAAAGAUAUCCGACGUCGAUCUCGGCCAGCUCGUAGAGAGUACUCGGUCUAAAAGAUCUCGCGAUAUAUCUCGCCGAGAGAUAAUAACUCCGUCGAACGUUCUCCUACGAGCGCACAAGCCCACGAACCGUACGCGCCUCACGGUUGCAUAACUCAUGGCGUCGACCCACGGAGAACCGCCGUCGCUUAUACCGGUUUCGCCGCGAGCCCACGUACUCGGUUAUUCGCUCCUUGCGCGAACGCUUACCACGCGUGCUUCUCCCUCUCUCCAUUUUCCUUUUCUUUUCCUCGGCGGCGAACAACGCGCGCGACGAGAGAACCGAAGCGGUUCGUUAACGGGUUUUCGAGCGUGGUCGUGUCGGUUGCGAAAUCUCGAGCGAAUGAAUUCAUAUUUCAUCGUUUUUCCCGUCGCGCUUGUUCCUCCGUCCGCGAAAAAACGUCGUUAAACGAUCUCGCCGCGAGAGAUUUCGAAUCCCAUAUAAAUCGCGCGACGUUCGAUCGCUCGCUCGCUCGCUCGCGCGUAAACGCGUACGUAGGAACGACUCUGAUUAAUUCGAUCGAGUUUCCUGCACACGGUUUACCGACCGAAGGGGACGCGUCAUAAUUUUGGCCAAUGCCGUCGCAACGGAUUAUAGCUUAUUUAACGAUGCAGGGUCCUCUGUCGAAGGGCAGAGGUACUACGGAUCAUUGGCACGCGUCGAUCGCGUCGAUACUCCUCGUUCCGAUCGAACGUAUUCCAAAGAGAUAACGCGUUCGUUUCUCCGUGGUCGAUCGGUCGGUCGGUCGGUCGGUCGAUCGAUCGAUCGAUCGAUCGAUCGAACGAUCGUUCGUUACUGCAUCGAAUUUAGAGCGGCCAUUGGCAGAAAAACGCGAAACGUUCGUUCGCGGAUCGCGUACGAUCGGGCUCGCUUUGAUCUCACGAUCGCAGGAACGUACCAACGUUGUCCCGCUACGACGACGGCCGUUUUUAGAGCUCGCGGGAAAACGGAAAAGGAUAUCGAGUCGGAAAAUGUAUCGAAAGUCGCGACGAACUUCGAGAGAGAGGAGAGAGAGUGCCACUAGUACGCGCGACGACCGUCGCGCGUUAGAGGGGGCGCCCGCGUCGCGCGUUCAUCCCCCCCGCAGCCUAGCGACCCGAGUAGGGGCACCCCCUCCUGACCUCACCUCCGCCUACCCUCCGGUAAACGCGUUCGGCCAACGAGCUACGUUCCCCCUCCCUCGCGACAGCCGGCGCGGCGCCACUGCCGCCUAGCCGGCGAGGCAGGAGCUACCCCCACCACUCGAGCACCGGCAGCCGGUGCGAGCGCAUAGUCGACGCACGUCGUUGAGAGAGAAGCAGGGACGCGCGUUUCCUUCUCGUUUUCUUCUUGCGUUCCAAGACCGUGCGCGAGCGUCUAUGCGCGUGUGCGUGUGUGCGUGCGUGCGUCCUCAGGACGAAGCUACGUUUCGACCGACGACUUCAGCCGACGGAAAGAAGAGCGUCUUCGCGGGCUCGUCCUCGCUCCUCGGAAGAGAAUCGAGAAUCGAAAUCGAGAGAAAUUUGGCGCGUCCCCUCGCGCACGCGUGACGCGAGGAAGAAGAAAGCCGCCGCCGCCGCCGCCGCUGCUGCCGCUGCCGCUGCUGCAAGGAUAACGAAGAGAAGAAAGGAGAGACGACCGAGUAUCCUGCGAUCCCCGGAGUGCGUUACCGUGCCUCGUGUGCGUGGCUCUCCGUGAAAAAAGACGAGGAGUAAGAGAGAGAACGCCGGCAUGGAGGCAGCGAACGGUGCCAUCGAGCACGAUUUUCACAAUGCUCUGGUCCCGAUAAACGGUAGCCAUUCCGGCAGUUCUGGUAGAAGUACGCCAAACGGAGGCGAUCCAGCCCCUGGAAAACUCUUUGUCGGUGGUCUGUCGUGGCAAACCAGUAGCGAAAAGCUCAGGGAAUACUUUGGCAUGUUUGGAACCGUAACUGACGUUCUCAUCAUGAAGGAUCCUGUUACUCAGCGUAGUCGUGGGUUCGGUUUCAUCACGUUCGCCGAGCCCGGCAGCGUCGACAAGGUGCUGAAGUGUCCUAUCCACACCCUGGACGGGAAGAAGAUCGACCCGAAGCACGCGACGCCGAAGAACCGCGCGAAGCAGGCUAAUCGGACGAAGAAGAUCUUCGUCGGUGGGGUGAGUCAGGAGACGAGUAGCGAGGAGGUAAAGGCCUACUUCAACCAGUUCGGCAAGGUCGAGGAAACGGUGAUGCUGAUGGAUCAGCAAACGAAGCGACAUCGGGGUUUCGGCUUCGUUACGUUCGAGAACGAGGACGUGGUGGAUCGCGUCUGCGAGAUCCAUUUUCAUACUAUCAAAAACAAGAAGGUCGAGUGUAAGAAGGCUCAGCCGAAGGAAGCGGUACAACCGGGUGCCCUAGCCCUCGGUAAGAGAGUGGUUUUGGGCGCGUUGGGCGUUAGAUUGGCGCCCCAACCGCCGCUCCCGGUGGCCGCGGCGGCAUCUCAGAUCGUCGCCGCACAAGCGCAGGCCCAGGUACAAGCGGCCGCGGCCGCGGCUGCGGCUGCCCAAGUACAAAACGCCGUCGCUGGCUACGGAAAGUUGUUCGCUAGCAGCUAUCCCGCGUUAUCCGCCUACAGAUACGCGCCCUAUCCGAUUCCGGCCGCGGCGGUCGCAGCCGCGGCCGCGGCCGCGGCACCCGCCCCGGCACCGGCCCCUCCUGCGGCUGCCGCGGCCGCCGCGGCUGCGGCUGCGGCGAGUCCGGCUGCGGCGGCAGCUCCUGGCAAUCCCUAUCAAGGAUAUUCCCUCACCAACGUCGACAUGUCGAGCUUCCAAGGUGUCGAUUGGGGCUCUAUGUACGGCAUGGGCAUGUACGUCUAAGCUCCUUUCUUCUAUCGUCACACCUCUCUCUUUCUCUUUCCUUCCUCAAAUUCUUUGCUUCCUCCGUCUCUCCUCUCACCACUCUUACGUCCCGUUCGCGUCGUUUGCCUUUCGCUUCUACCAGCGACUCCCUCCUUCCCUCCCUCUUUCCUUCUUUCUCCGUCUCCACUUUGACUCGUCGCCCAUUCUUCCUCUCUUUGUCUAUAUGUUUCUCUCUCUCUCUCUCUCUCUCUGUCUCUCUCUCUGUCUCUCUCUCUCUCUCUCUCUCUGUCUCUGUCUCUGUCUCUGUCUCUGUCUCGACCAUCACCAGCUUGACCGCCGACGCGAACAUUCGGAGAAAUCGAAUGCGAGAUUUACAAGUGCCUGCUGCUUAUCUCUCUGGAGUCUACGACGAUGACAACAACAUCAAUAAGAAGAUUUCUCGUCUAUCUUCGCGAGAAAUAUCGAGGCAACAUCGAUCCCUUGGUAGAAGCGCGAACGCACGGCGCGAAGCGGCCGCACCUUGACAUAUUUGUUAUCUCCUUCAAGAUCAAAAGUUCAAACCGAUAAAGACUGGAAUACGGGUAUGUACCGCAGGAUGACUGAUCUCGUCGAUUAGAGAGAUACUCGUAGCCACGAAUUCGAAUUAGAGGAAGAAGUGUAGCUGCGAACGAGUCGCGAUAUAUAUAUGUACCUCUAGUUAAGGACGAGGCGAGCGCGUGGAGAAAAAAUGGGAAUACCGAGGAGCGAGAAGAGAAACACGAUGCUUCGAGACGAAUUCCAAGGUUUUUUUUUUUUACGUUCUCCUCGUUAUUUUUUUAUUGUCUCGAUUCGAAGCUAUCACGAUUUUUUGUUUUCUUUUGUCCCCCUAUUUUCGAAUCGUACAUUCGUAUUUCGCGCUUGUCGAUUCGCAAGUUACGCGUCCCCCGUGGCAGCGUCACGGUCUCGUUGUCGCGGUCUCGUCUUGCGGCCCCGAUCGUAAUUACCGAUUAUCAAUUAAAAAAAUUCGCGUCGCCGAAUCGACCCUUCGAUUAACCGGUCGUUCUCCGUUUUUGAACGCGACGCGUGCAAGCAAUAAAAUAUAGCGUGAAGACAAAAAAAAACGGGGCCAGACUCGAUACCGCCAACGAACGAAUACGUUCCAAAGGUCUUUGUCUCGGUUUAUUUAAACAUUUUUUUUUUUUUUUAUUCUUUCUCAAAUGUUCUUUCUUUUUCGCGUUACGUACCCAGCGAGAACUUGCGUUUUCCCAAGAGAUAGUCGAAAGUAUCUAUUAUAUCGAUCGUAUCGAUCCCGACUACGAUCGAUCUUUCCUCGACUUUCGAUACGUAUUUUCGUCACUCUCGGGAAAGCGUAACACGGCGACUCUACACUUUCCGUAAAAAAAGACACGCAUACACGGGGACACGAGAGAUAUUUGCAUGUAUAUGUACGCGAAUAUAUAUACACACACACACACAAAUAUAUACUCACACACCCGCUCACCCCUCGACACACACACACACAUACACGCAGAGAGAGCACACGAAAUACAUACGUACACGUAUAUACACGUGUGGAAGGUCGCUUUGGUCGACAAGAGUACAGACAAAUACGUCUAGAUAUAUGAUGUAUAGCGUAAUACAUAUAUAUUUUUCUUCGAGUAACGGAAGACAAUAUUUCUCCGAUCUUGAUCGCGCGUACGUUAAUAUUAAUAAUAACUUUUUAGAUGACGCGUUCGCGUAAGAUUAGGUUCUCUUGCGUAAAAAGCUGGGUUAACGUUACAUUUACACGAAUACACACAUGCGCGCGCGCACUUACACACGGCGAGAACGAAACACGUAAUUGUACGAGACACGGAUAGUAUUUAAAAAGACAUUUCGACAUCCGUUUUGAAAUUCCGCGCGCGCGUGUACUCGCUCGGAAAUGACUACGGACGACUCUUUCUGAAAGAUGGUGUAACGGAAGGACUCUUUGUUUUCAUUGAAUUGCGAACUCGGCGAGUUUACUUAAACGGAAUAAUUAAUAGCGAUAACGACAAACAAGACAACUUUUGACGAAUAAGAAGAAGGCAAAAUACUUUGUCUGCGCUCUAUCCGCGCGAGUAUAAUAAUAAAAAUAAUAAUAAUAAUAAUAAUAAUAAUUACUAUUACUAAGAGAAAAGAACAAAACGGAGAAGAUACUCGUUCAUAGAUUACGUUUUAACCGUAUGCGUAUAUAAAUGUAUACACGUACGCGCGGGCCUACUCGACGUACGACAGAUGCCGCGCGUCCGUCCUACGGAAAGUAUUAACGUACGUGCGUGUAUACGCGUAUAUAUAUGUAUGUAAAUUAUAUACAUAAAUAUUCUAUAACCAUGUAAGUCUCGUUCGUACGUUGGCAAACGGACGAACCAGGAACCCAAGAUUGAGAUUAGCUGGACGCGCGUUAACCGAGCGAGUCUAAUUAGAUUAAUUAAAUCUUUAAGCGCAGGAUUAAGUUUAGUCGUUAAGAAGCGAUUAAUUUAUACGAAUCGCGCGUAGAACGCGUCCCGAGUUUCUUCGAAGUCCCAAACUUUCGACGUUUCGAACCUAGAAUCGUCGCCAAAUUCCCUCGGUCUCUCGCGAAGAUUUCGCUCCUCGCAGCUCGAUGCCCACCGUGUAUAUUAAGCGAUUCGAUCGAGCGAUCUUAGUUCGUUAAUUCUCCCACCUUGUAUUUAUUCGUAAUUACGUGUUAAGACUCUUCGUUAUCUUAGCCUUCAAAGUAUUAUGCAACGAGUCCUCGUACCGCGUACGAUUUGUUCUAUCUAUCCGUUCGUCUUUUUCUUCUCUUUCGUUUAUUUACAACCUUUGGCUGUGCAAGGCGAAUUUAAUUUUAUAAAUUAUUAUUACUUCCUUUCUUUUUUCCUAUUAUUUCGUAGCUUUUAAAUCAAUGAUCGCUAUAGACCGAGGGACGGUGCGAGCAGAGAAAACGAAUAAAAGAAAAAACAGAGAGGGGAAAAAGUUGAGGCAAGCAAAAUAUCAGGGUACGUUAAAAAAGAAAAUAAUAAAAAGGGGACAACGUUUAUUAUCAUUAUCAUUAUUAUUAUUAUUCCAAUCAUUAUCGGAUGUCGAUAAUCUCGGAACGACGUUGUCGUCGCGCGAGGAGGACGAAGGAUGUGAGAAAUUUCGAGCAAUAAGCGAUAAAAACAACCUUAUAAAGCAUCUACCGUAUUACCAUUUUAUCGAUAUGUACCUAUAACGAUAAUUUAUAACUAUAAGCGAGCGUUGCGUACGUUAGUCUUACAAGAUGAAAAUAAAGUCUAGAGAUACGAAAACGAUAUACUUAAGAAUAUGCUGAGAAAGAAGAAGAGAAAAGGACAUUGGGGGUGGGCUUGGGGAAAAAGAUGAAAGAUUAAAUAAGCGAGAAAGGGAAAGCGUGAGAGAAAGGGCAUACGCGUAUGACGAAGGAGGAAGGGUUUGUCAUCCCUUCCGAACGAUAAGUAAUAUACUCUAGUGAUAUACGCAUAUACAUAUAUAUAUUACUAUAUAUGUAUAUAUCUAUAUAUAUAUAUAUAUAUUAAUUAUAUACGAUAUUAUUAUGACGAUAAUCAUCCCGUAUUAUUAGCGAUGAGAAAACUCGCGAGUGAUGUUUAUGACUUAUAAAUGAAAAGAACAAUACAUUUUAGGAAUGUAAGGGAUAUUAAGCGAAAAUAAGAAAAGGAAGGGAUGAAUUGGCCGAAUGGAGGAAGAGCGUACGCCAUCGACGAUAACGAAACGUGGACGGGUGCGUGCGUGCGAUAAUGCGGACGAAAAGAGAAAAAAAAGAUGACGAAGUAUCGGCAAGGAGAGACGAGCGAAAUACCGGGCCUGAAUUUUUACUUAUUCUUCUAAUCUAUCGAGUACUUUUUCCUAUAGAUUCCUUCAUUUUUUCUUUCUCGAUUUAAUCGAGAGAUAAUAACGAGAGAUAACGCGCCCGGUAUCGCAAACGUGUCUUCCCUCUCUCUUUCUCUCGCUCUUUCCCUCUUCUCCUGCUUCUCCUACUUGACACACGGAAUUUUUGCUUCUCGAGGGGGAGGGGAGAGAUAAAGAGAGAGAAAGAGAGAGAGAGAGAGAGAGUGUCCGUGUGUUAUCCGACGCACGCACGCAUACACGUAUACGUAACGAUCUUGGUUUUAAGAUCAAUUCUCUCUCUCCCUCUCUCUCUCCCCCCUCUCUCUCUCUCUCUGUUGUAAGGCUUGCUCGUCGAAAACAGUCGAGCUUUCGUGAUAUUUGUACUUAACUGUUAAGCUCACUCAAAGUUGGUGUGUUGAAUAAAAUAACACAUGACCGAUUAAUCGAUUAUAACGCGAUUAUCAAAGCGUCGAUAGCAAUAACAUUUUUGGUAGACGAUUACGACAAAGUUUGGUGCGUUCGACUCGACGAGCAAGCGAACGAAAUCGGCAAUAAUAAAAAUCGCAUUAGGCGAACGGGGAAAAGUAUUGAUCGUCGUCGACAUUUCUGUGUUCGGAAAUCGUCGAUCGUUCUUCUUCAGCGUUUUUAAUAAAAAAUUGAUAGAAAAAAGCGUAAUAAUUAUAACAAAAGAAAAAGAAAGAAACAAGUUUUUGCGGUGGAAAGCUCGUUCAUCUCUAAGAAGACGAUCGUGAUUUCACGGUGCACGAACUAGAAAAAAAAACAAAAGAAAAAAAGAUAAAAGGUGAGACCAUUGCUGUCGAGAAUUCGUUUUCGAUUGGAAUGCGUCGAGAGAUUCGAUCGUUCGAUCUCUCUCUCUCUCUCUCUCUCUUUCCCUCUCUCUAUCUCUUUCUCUUUCUCCCGAUUUUUGUUUCUUCCGACGAGAGAGAAGGAAAGAGAAAGAGGGAGAAAGAGAGAGUGUCACAGAUCUUUCUCUCUUUUCGUGCUUCGUUCCAAUUUUUCAUCCCGACGAAACGAAUCUCCUUCCUAUUUCUCUCUCAUUUCUCUUGAUUAUCCCUUCUCUCUCUCUCUCUCUCUCUCUCUCUCUCCCUCUUUUCUCUCUCUCUCCUUGAAAUUCAUAUCCCACGCCAAGAAAACACCACUUUGGAUACAUACCUACCUACUUACUACCACCGACGAUCAUAUGUAUUUUACACUGCGGAUGUCGAGAGUAAUUUAUUAUUAGCGUAGCUUGUAUUUUGAUGAGCGCUAACCACCUACUAGUUGAGUGUAUGAAUCAUUAGGUGAAGCAUGCUGGUUGAAUUAUCUUCCACUUAAUCUCUCUAUCUCUUUUUCCUUUCAUCGAUAUAUCAAAUAUAUAUAUAUAUAUAUAUACACAUGUAUAUAUACAUAUCUACGAUCAUUUCUCUAUCGCAAGAUGAAAUCAUUUUCGAUUAUCUAUCUUUGGAAAGAUAGAGAGAUACGAGAUCGUUAAUAACUUUAACGAAAUCAUUAUUAUUUGUUGCGAGAAACAUCGGCCCCAUUUUGUCGAUUUAAAACGAGCCAGUAAAAACUUAAUUUACCUAAAGAUAAUUACUGACUCAUCCUGUGUAUGUAUAUGUAUAUUAUAAAUCCUGCUUCCUUCGCCUUUUCCUUCCAUUGGCCAUGCGAUCCAGCAUCGAAAAGAGGAGAAGAGAAAGAAUAUAGAUCCUCGCAAACCUUUAAUAUUUUCGUGAUUUUUUCUUUUAAACGCUUCUUUUAAGAACCCAGUCUUUCCUAAAGAUAUAUCGAAAGAAACGAUAAGUAUGGAAUUUAUGAGUCGCGUCGAGUUUACUUUCGAGAUCAAGAUGUGAUCCGUUGGCCAAUCCACUUUUUUAUCUCUCUUUCUCUCUCUAUCUUUCUAUCUAUCUAUCUAUCUAUCUAUCUAUCUAUCUGUCAUCUCUCUCUCUCUCUAUCUCUAACUCUAAUCCACCGUUCUUCGUAAUCUUCCCACGUAUUUUCUUUCAUUCCAUUGGAAUAAGUUCGUAACUCCCCCCCCCCCCCUUUCUCUUUAAUCUCUCGUUGCUACGAUUUUUCAUUUAAGUCGUUUUUGUUGUCUCUUUUCGUUGCGAAUAUUCUCUCUCUCUCUCUCUCUCUCUUUCUUCGUCCAUCUCUUCUUUUUUUUUCGCCUGUGCUUUUGCGAGGAAGAAAGAUGAAUUACACGAGAAUGGGGAUAGGUAUAGAAAAAGAGAGAGAGAGAGAAAGGGAGGGAGGAAGGGAGGGAGAGAGAGAGUCGACGAACGUAAGAAAAGAGAUACAGAAUCUAUCUCUCUCUUUGCUCUCUUCAUUCAUCCAUUUUCUUUCGACAAUCGAGCCACCCUUAGCCAGCCAUCCAACGCCUAAUUGUGUAAAACCGAUACUCGAAGACUUGUAUUAUUACUAUUACGUAUGAUUAUGAUUAUUAAUUAAUUGCCAUUAUUAUUAUCAUUACUCUUAUUAUUCUUAUUAUUAUUAAUAUUACUUAUUAUUAUUCUUAUUAUUAUUGUGCAUCAGCAUCGCUAUUACUAUUAUUAUUCUUAUUAUUAGUAUCAUUAAUGUCAUUAUUAUUAGUAAGCUACGAACACGCAAGACACAAAUUCAACACACGCGAUAUACGGGCGCGUAAAAUACGUAUUCUGACAGACAAGUACACGUACACAGAAAAUAAAAGUAGUAUAAACGCGGAGUGCGUGCGUGCUCGUAGUAUAUUCUUUCGUGACUAUAUACUUUGCCCUUUAUUUUUCUUCGUGCCACUCGCAUGUGCCAUAGAGAACGCGACUUUCACCCCCUGGUCGUCUUUUCUUACUCGUCCUUGUGUUCACGCAGACAAACACGCGCACACGCACACGCGCACGUAGAGAUUAAUAGAGAAACGCAGAGAAUUUCAUUCGUUAGGGCUGAGAAUUCACGUCUUCCUCUCUCUUUCUCUCUCUCUCUCCCCCUCCCUCUCUUUCUCUCUCUCUCUCUCUUUCUCUCUCUCUCUCUCGCGCGCGCGCGCGCGUAGUCACAGACAUAGAAAACCCCAGCAGCACAAUCUCUUCAUUUAUUUAGUCGAUUUUUACUUACUACACGUUGGAAUAACGUCCCGAAAGAGAAGGGCCAAGGGAUGAGAGAAAUGUGCGCGCGAGAGCGUGCCGAGUGCUCGUUUUUCCUAGUCAAGGGUGAUGUACCAUCCCCCAGCCACCCUCUGUGCGUGUGCGCGUGGGUGUGCGUGCAUGUGCGUGUGUUAUACCACGAGAGAAAGGCGAUCGAUGGUGUGGUGCGAUGCUGUAUAUCGUUAAUAUCGUCUGGGGAUGUUACCGUCGCGCCAAUAUUUCAUUCAAUUAACAAUUAACGAUUACAAUUGAAAUGUAGAAUCGUUGAACGAAACUCCCACAUUGACAAGCUACUUCGUACAAACAUAUUUUUCAAUGUUAAUAAGGAAGUAAUAUGUUCCAAUUGUGAUGGUUAAUAUUGGCCGGUACUAUCAACGAUUUCAAUCCCCGAACCUUCGACUCUCUGUCAUCUACCGGGUGUUUAUCGAUAAUCGGUCCUGAAUUUCCGAUUUCGCAAGUGUAACUUUGUAUCUCGCGAUGGAGUAACGAGCUUGGGUUAUAUUCGUUCGUUAUAUUCGUAUUACGAUUUACGUUCUAAGGCACUGAUCCUUGUCUUAUCGUUUUCUUUUUUUACGUACUUUUCAUUUUCUUUUUCUUUCUUAAUUCCUUUAUUAAUUAUGUACUUACUAAAUAUUCGUUGUAUUUAAUGUGAACGCAGUUGUACUUACAUUCGCGAGAAUCAGCUAUUUUUUGUUUCGACGAAAAAAAUCGUUUUCGUCGUUUAAAUGAUCGCGACUGUUUGAUCAUAUUUUUCUUUUAUUUUGCGUUAGAAAUCAUUUUUGUUUGUUUAAAGUUCGUGAUUGAGAACGAUAACGUUUUACGUGCACGCACGCAUCUCUACACAUAAUCAUGUUACACACACAUAGGCAUACAGCUAUGUUCAUUCACUCGCUAAAAUUUCCUUGUUCAUUAAUCGGACCCAGGAGCGAGAGUAAUACGCGACGAAUGAAACGUCGAACAAAAAAAAAAAAGAAACAAAAAAAGGACAUGAACGUAUUAAUUAGUUUAGAUAAAUGCUUAGAAAAUUUGCCAAUAAAGUAGUCGUUUAAAACUGGUAGCUAACAUCUUUGUGUAUCUUCCCUGUAUAUUCUUUGAUGAUUCACCCUGCAAUUUCCCAAACCCCCUUUAACAACAAUCCGAUGCCGUGCCUUUUUCCCUUUUGUAAUUGAUUACUAUUGUUAUUAUAUUAUUAUUAUUACUCAUUAUAUUACCUGUAACUCGCCUAACCGUUCGGCAAUUAUUAGUACUUACUUUGGUGCCUGUGUAUUUUAUUAUCUGUUCACACACACACACGCAUACACAAUGUUCUCUCUCUCUCUCUCUCUCUCUCUCACUCUCUCUACCUACCUAUCUAUCUAUCUAUCUAUCUAUCUAUCUAUCUAUCUAUCUAUUUGUCUAGAUCUUUCUUCUCUUCCCAACAUCAAUUUCUUCCUAAUCUGAGUAUUUAUCUCUGUGUAUUUAUUAUCAUAAUCAUCAAUGUCCUCGUCACCGUCUCGUCGUCCUCGAUGUAUAUCAUCGUAUUCAUCGCUACUGCAAUCAUCGUCAUGAUUCUCAUCAUCGUCAUCGACAUCGUGAUCAUCGUCAUCAUCAUUUUUGUUGUUCGUUAUUAAAAGGCAACAUCGGUCCUGUUUGUGCCAGUAGCGCUCGGCGCAUGCCCCGCGGGGUCUCCGCUAAUUGGCUAAUUAAUAUUAAGCCGUAAUUACCGUCGUUAACCCCGCUGGGCACUAGUUUCACGCCGCCCUCUGGUUGGUCAAAAUUCCACGGAUUGUCCUCGAGUUCAUUUGCUCUUUCUCUCUCUCUCUCUCUCUCUCUCUCUCGCUCCCUCUCUGAGAGAAGGAAAAAAUCCGGCAAUUUAGUGAAAACGAGACUGCUAGAUUUCAACUUCGAAACGACGAGCUCUAAUUUCUCAAAUUUAACAAGUGGAGCGAAAAGAAAGAGCUUCUCCAUAUAUUCAUCAAUUUCAAAACGUUUUCCUUUUUCCUUCCGGAUAUAUCCAAUGGUUUUUACCGACCGAACAGAGAGUGGCGUUUUACGUAUAUAUUUCUAGCAUAUAGAUAUAUAUAUAUAUUUGGUAUACACUUAGAUAUCCCUUUAAUAUAUAUUAUUCCAACCCUUACUAUCAUCAUCCUCCCUCGUUAUCUUGCUUAUCGAGCGGUUUAAGAUAGCCAGUGGAAUUGUUGUAGCGGCGCAUGCAUCUUAGCUAGACUGACCCUGGCACAUUCUAACCGGCAAGUAAGAGUACAAAUAAACGUAACUCAUAUAUAUUUAUUCAUUCCUCCUUCUUCCUCUUUCCCUAUCGUUCUCUCUUUAUCUUUUAUCCUAAAGAAGAUCCCAGAAAAAGAAACACCAAUCUCUCUCUCUCUCUCUGUCUCUCUCUGACUCUCUUUCAUCUUCCUUCUCCUUGCAAACGCAGUGAUACAUGUAAUUCUAACGAUUUUUUUAAGUAUAUCCAGAUCGUUUUAACGAAGGAGAACGUUUCAUCCCUUCUACCUCGACUGUCUCUUUUUAGCCCACCUCAUCGGAAUUUAUUCUAAGUCGAUAUGCCGCGAUAUUCGUGGAUAUUAAAAAAAGAAACAAAAUGAAGAAGAAGGAAACGAAUUGUCUUGCCUUUGAUAACAAACUAAUGAUCUCAGCUGUGUUGUACGUACGUACAUACAUAUAUACAUACAUACAUAGAUACGUAUACCGUAAUCAAUUUCUAAUGGAUUACGGCUAAGUUGUCCGAAAUUUCGGAAAUUUUCUGCGCGUUUUCUCGAACGUGUGUCUGAUAUAGUAGUAGUGCGUAUCGAAGGAAAUCAAAUAAUGGUAAUACACGCAAAAGGACAAAACUUUCUCUGUCGGAACAAUAAAAUGCGUGAUAAGUUAAGGCAAAAUUUAUUUAAACGUUCCUCCGUUUCUAAUCGUUUCUAUCUCCUUUAUAGAAAAAAUAAGAAAAAAAAAACAAUUAGUAAGAAAAAAAAAAGAAAGAGAAACGCAAGAAAUAAUCGUGAAAAUUUUUCUUGGAAUUGUUGAGUUACGCGCAAAAAAAACAGGACCCAAAGGUAACGUGAGAUGCGUGCGCAUCUUACGUACGUAGAGUGUGAGAAAGGGCCGAGGCCGGGACCGUAUCGGUAGGGAUAACCUGCCUCUGCAUCGACGCUUUGAUUCAUUAGAGUGUGUAAUCGCGUUGGGUCCGGUACUUAACCUUGAAGUUUCAACGAUUAGUGCGAUUAGAUCGUUCAAGAUUAGAGUAGAUCGAUAUUAGCGUGUUCUCGCAGUAGAUCAUCCUAAACGAUAUAUUGAAAUAUUAAUUAGUGUUAUCAUUAAUUAUUACUACAUACAUAUCAGUACGUGCAGAAUUUUUGAAAGAAAUCGUAGUACUUUCUUUUUAGAUAAAGUGUGUUUUUCGCGGUGUGUGCGUGUGUGAUAUAUUAAGUAGAUAUCAAACAAUUUUUAACUCGUACACCGCGAUUAAAAAAGUUCGAUCGGUUAAUAAUUAUCGCCCAUGUAUUGUCGUUCAUCUAGUCAUACUUGUUUAUUAAUUCCUAAUACGGGCGUGUUAUCACUCGAACCUAAUAUCCUUCUCCGAACCUUUUUUUCAUUCCUUGUUUAGACCUGCUUUUCUCUCUUUAUCUCUCUCUCUCUCUCUCUCACACACACACUCUCUCUAUCUCUAUCUCUCUCUCUCUCUCUCUCUCUCUCUCUAUUCUCAACGUGCAAACGAAUCUUCCUCCGUGAGUAUCGGAAUAACCCGUGUGCCUUAAUCCGAACCUUUUUACCCAUCUUUUACUCCCGAGUAUGAGCAAAACGAAAUAAAAGUAAAAAAAAAAAGAAAACAUAAACAAAGUCAAAGGAAUACCAAGGACGAUUUAGAUGCAUAUUAAUCCUAUAGGCAGUAGAGAGUUGUGUGUCGAUCGCUAGAGAAUCCGCCGAUCUUCGUUCUCUGGGUUGUUCAAAGUGACCGGGGCGAAAGGACGACGUGAUCAGGUAAGAAGAAAUUCAUUUUAUUCUUUAUCUCUACGUAUAUAUUCCGCUCUGUUUACCUCUCUCUCUCUCUCUCUCUCUCUCUCUCUCUCUCUCUCUCUCUCUCUCUCUCUCUCUCUCUCUCUCUCUCUCUCUCUCUCUCUCUCUCUCUCACUCACUCACUCACUCACUCACUCACUCACUCACUCACUCACUAUAAAGUACAGAUAUAUCUUUCUAUCUGUCUAUCUAUCUAUCUCUAUUUCUCUCCUGUAGAUGACAGAUUUAGAAGUACACAUAGAUAAUCGUAUAUUUAGCGUGUUUAGUGCAAGCAUAAUUUGUUGAAACUAACAAGAAUUUGUUUAGGAGUUCGGCUAAUUUACUAGCACUCUGCUUUCGUUUUCUCUCGAUGAUGGAGGAAACGAUGAUGCAUCGGACGUAUCACGCAUUAUUUGAUAAUGAAUGUAAUAGCGUAAUGUGUCUUACUCUCGGGUGAUCGAUCGGUCGUCGAUCGGUGGUCUACGCGUGUAGUUUCUCUAUCGAAUUGAAUUUUCCGAUCGCUCUUUUAACCAAUAUUUUUCUAGGAAAAUUCAACCGGUUUCUCGUUUAAUAUAAUACUCUUUUUAAUUUCUAUUUCUUUGUAUCCGUUAAAUACAUUUUAUUCCAAAUCAAUGUGUGUAUUACGAUCUACACAACACGAUAACCAAGGUUUCUUUUUUCCUUUUCCACUUUUUUUUUUCAAACGUCUAUUAAUCCAUUUUUAGAAUACACACGACGUUACGACCGUGAAAGACCGAGCGUUCCCUCAUCAGCAGCAUAGAAUAGCAUAUAUUAACAAUGUAAAUGCUACUCGCGUUGAUAGUUUAAAAGGUCAAUCUGUCGAGUUGGUGGUACGACGCAAGUAUCCAACGUGCAUGCGUAAUAAAGCCUAUGUAACUAAUCGAUAUAUAAACCGAUUGUCUCGUAUCCGGUUUGUUUCUUUUUCUUUAGGAUACGACAAAUCGUUAAUGAAGUAAAAUAUUAAAAGAGAGAAAUGAUGCGAUCAUUGUCGAUACGAGACAACGGUACGUACGAUGAAUGUGACAGUGGAGCCUAUACUUAUAGUAGUCGCAUGCGAGAUUUGAAGAAAAGAAAGAUCGUUGAUCUCGGCAACGGUGAAUGCCUUUACUGCCAUCAUCCAUUAAACCAACCAACAACAACAACAACCAUUACCUCAGUCGACGGCGAAUAUCGAGGGAACAGAAUUAUAAAAAAAAGAAAAAAAAAAGAGAGAUAAGAAAAAAGAAAAAGAGGACGCGUUUCAUCGACGCAUUCGACACACGAAAGUUCAGAUGUCAAUUUUUAUGCGAGUCAUUUUCGAUAGUCGGUGCUUUGAGAGAAUCCUUUAAAAUAAUUCGUUCUUUUGGUCAUUUAUAAGAACUUAUCGAGAGAUUACAACUAAUCGUAUAUUAUAUACAGGGUGUUUCGACAAGAUUAUUUGUAUUUCGAAGUACGCAAAAAUGUUCGUACAAACGUUGGGCCGUCAGUUCGAAAUUUUGAAAGAAACGUUAUCUUUCUGUCUUGUUUUUAUUUACUCUUCUCUUUCUCUUAUUUUAUUUUUUCAAAAGCCAUGGGACCCGCGCAUAUUUCAUAGCGCUUUUACAAAGGUUGAUAGCCUUAUUUCUGGCGUGUGCCGGCGUCUUGUUCUUCCAGUACAUACUUAUACGUAUGUAAUACGUGUAAAUAUAUUCGCAUAUAUCGCAUAUGUAUAUUUAUAUUUGUGCAUUUUAUCCGUGUACAUUGAUUCGUCUAAUGUACGAGUAUAAAUAUGCGUAUAUAUUAUAACGGAUGUACGAUUAGUAUCGUUGGCCAAUGUGCCAAGCAUGCGUUGAAACCGUAGAUCAGUGUUUUUAGAUUUUACGAGAGAAAACCAAGUGGAGUUCUACGAGACUUUCCAAAGAUGACAAUGAUCGUUAGAACGUUGAUAUUAUAUUAAACCGAUGAUCGUUUGGACUUUAACGAUUUAUUCGUGCAUUUCUGUUCACGAAUAAAUAAUGCAAUGAGGUUUCGAUCGUAUAUUUUAACAAGAAUCUUACGACAUGGAAUAUUCGAUCUCGAUGCUUGCAAAUAUUCUGCCCGAAUCGAUACAUUUCCUUUGUACAAACUAACAGAAUUCGAUAUUUAUUUAUUUAUUUAUUUAUUUAUUUAUUUAUUUAUUUAUUUAUUAUAAGAAUUGCAUCGAUUGUAACAUUAAUUUUUUUCCCAAGACGCAUUCAGUCUCAUAGAUCUUUAUUAUUUCUCUGACGAUUUAUUGCAAAGAAGAAUGAUUGGUACGUGACUCUAGAAUCUUCGCUCUAGAAUCUCUCGUAUCUUUGUCUCUCGUCUCCUACCUUUUCUCCAAAUAUAUAUAUAUAUACAUACACCUAUUUCAAUUCCCGUUUUCGUGUGAUAUGGUACAUAUCGUUGUUAAUGAGAUGAAAAGAAAAAAGAAAAAUUCGUUGAAUUUGCUACAUGCCUAAGUACGAGAGAGAGAGAGAGAGAGAGAGAGAGAGAGAGAAAGAGAAUAGACAGAUAGAUAUAUAGAUAGAUAUAUAGAUAGAUAGAUAGAGAACACACCAACGUGGCCUUGACACGUUUCAUUUCUUUCCCUUUUUCUAUGAAAAACGAGACAAAUUGAAAAAAAUGUUAAAAAAAAAGAAAAAAAAACGCUUCAGGCAGUAUAAUUGUUGCCGACUCAAAUGCAAUUAGAGUAAUUUACAUUGAUCGAAGAGUGAGACAGCAGAUUAAUUAGCAUUGCAUGUAAUCACGCAACGAAUUCUUCUUUAACAUGGGAAAACUAAUGGGGAUCACCGUUGAUACCACUUUCUCUUCUUCUACAAUUAGUACUAUUUAGAAUUUCUUUUUCUUUUUUUUCUUUUUUUUUUUUUCUUUUUUUUUUAAUGAAACGAAGAAGGCAAUAAGAAGCUAGCUAGCUAGUUAAUAUCGACUCGACGUGUACUUUUCUACAACUUCUUAUUCACUAAUUCUCUCGUAUCGUACAAACUUUAACAAAUAAAAAAGAAAAGAGACCAAAUCGAAAGAAAAGUAAAAUUUGUAUCGUUCUCUUAUUAGAGAUUAUUAUUAGGACAAAUUCGAGUUACGAAAAGAAAAAAAAGAGAGACAGAGGACAGGGAGGGGGAGAGAGGAGGUUAUCGUGACUCGCGUUACGUAUCAAAAUCAAAAAUUAUUCGAGCGGGAGAAAAAGGCGGCAAUAAGAUAAAUAAAAAAUGUGCAGUCUUCCAAGAUCGUCGCGUCUAGGGAAGCAGAGGAAAUAAAAAGAAUAAAAUAAAAUGUAAUAAAAUAUAAUACUUGAAUCGGGAAUUGGAACUCGCGUAGAUCCUGAGACAUCCCAUAGUCACAUAGUCGAGUAAUGUAAAUAUACGUGUAUGUAUGUACGUAUAUGUAUGUAUAUCGUACAUGCAUAUUAACAGACAUACUAUGGACAUUUAUGAUAUAUACUACGCAUACACAUCACACGCGCGCACACCACAUAUAUAUAUAUUUUUUCAAUCUAAUCCGAGUGAUCUCCCUCAUCUUGUUGAAAAAGAAAAAAAAAAAAGAAUAAAAAAAAAAGGAAAAAAAAUAAAAAUAAAAACAAUAAAGAACUCGUUUCCGAUAUCGUUCUUUAAUUAAUAUACUCGUGUGAUUUCUUUUUUACGUAUAAAGAAGAAAAAAAAGGAGUCCCAGCAAUACUCUUUAAAGAAUGAAAAGUGAUUGCCGAAUUACCUCGAUUUCACGAUUUCGAUUCUUUUCGCGCGAUAUAUCGAUGCGAAACUCGAAAAGAAUCUCUCUUUCUUUUUAAAUAUAUAUGCAUACAUAUAGAUAUAUAUAUAUAUAUAUAUAUAUACACAUAUAUAUACACACACACUGACACACGUGUAGUAUAUAUUUCUUUUGUAAAUAGUUUCCUCUUAAGCGAUCUAAGCCUUAUUCUAACCGGACGAAAAUGCUCUCAGUGAGAGUAAUUAGAAGAGUUAAUCGAUCGAAGUUCAUUAACGAUACGAUAUCGAAUCUAAACCGUGCGAGAUAGAUCGUCGAUUUUCCCAAACGAUAUAUAACGAUAUAAUGUGUAAAUUGGUUUGUGUUCUUCUUUUUUUCAAAUUCUAUUCAUGUGUAUGUACAUACGUGUUUGGACAACAAGUUAAUCAUUAAGAAACGUUCAGAGGAGACGUCACGGUUUUGAUCGUCGAUACCGACUUAUUUCUCUAGAGAGAUUUAGAAAUUAGAUUUAGAUCUUAGAGUCCCACUCUCGCAAGAUUUCGUCGUUUGUGCGAUUAUUAACUAUUCGAUAUUGCAUAAGAUAAAAAAAAGAAAAAGUAAUCGUUGUUCGUAUCAAGAGAUGUUGUGAAAUUAGUCCUUUCGACGAAAAAUUGCAGAAACCCGGAACACACUUCCUCGUAAUAUAGUAUACGUAGCAGGUAGAGAGUUAUCUUAAAAAGAAAAAAAAAAGGAAGAUACUUUAAUCGCUAAUUAUCGUUAACCGUACACGAAACGUAAUUAUUGCGAAGCAAGUAGUACUCCAAUGUUUCUCCUUUCGUCGAAUGUUCUUCUCCAUACGUUGUCGUUAGUAUCGUAUUAUUACGAAUUGUUCGUUUCGAUGUUCGAUAUCGAUAACGUCUAGAAAAUCGAAAGGAUUUCGUCAGGGAGGACGAGAGAUGAUUUUUCGGACGUUCGAGAUAUGGAACGUGUUCUCUAUUUAAAAAACACUAUGUAUGUAUGUAUAACGUAGAAUAGUAUUCACAGUUUCGUUUACUCCUAAAGGAAAGUAUUCCUUUUUUUUUUUACCGAGAUCAUUUUCACACACGUAAAGGGUUGAAAACCUGUAUCGCAUUAUUAUUAUUAUUAUUAUUAUUAUUAUUAUUAUUAUUAUUAUUAUUAUUAUUAUUAUUAUUAUUAUUACUAUUAUUAUUAUUAUUACAAUUAUUAUUUAUGUAUCGUUUGUUUUCCUAUCGUCGAAAUAAAUCGACAACGUAGUUAAAUCUUUUGAACCCGUGAACGUAUGUACCAAGUGGCAACGAUUUCACAUUGUUUCUCAGUUUUAUUAGUACAAGAAAAGAUCGAUUUGGAAUUAGAAAUAAUUUCUAAUACGAUUCGUUCGACUCGACGAAAAUCGUCUCUAAUGUCUGAUCUCGUACUUAUAAUUUCUUUUCUUCCCAUUUUUAAGACUGAUGCUAGAUCGUUGCCAGUAGAGAAAAACCCCGAAUUCCGUAAAAGAUACAGCUAUCAUAGAACGCUAGUUAGACACAACCAAAUAGUAAGAAAAUACGUAGCGACUGUGCGUUAUCGAUAAAAGCUAUACUUUGAUUAUUAAGAUUUGAAAAGACAAUUAAUAAUUAUUUAUAUGUAUAUAUAUAUAUACACAUGAUUAUACAAACACAAUCCACACACGCAUAUAUAUAUAUGUAUAAAUACAUAUUAGCGAGUAGUAACGAGAAUGGACAAACGAGAAAGAGAUGCGAGAGCGACAGGACGGAGAAAGGAUUGUAAGCGAGAGAAAAAAAGAAAAGAAAGAAACGAAAAGAAAAGAAAGGAAGAAGAAGAGAAAGAGAACAAAUAAUUACCAACGUAUUUACUGCAGGUAAACUGAUUAACUGUGUACCUGUUGUUGUUGAAAACAUUAAAAAUACUCUUAUUCCACGCUAA
Vespula vulgaris is the source of this 22276-nucleotide messenger RNA. RefSeq names its product RNA-binding protein Musashi homolog 2 (gene msi). Gene Ontology annotation, molecular function: RNA binding. Bases 4656 to 5756 code for a protein of 366 amino acids. The transcript has 4 exons. NCBI's taxonomy places the organism in Eukaryota, Metazoa, Arthropoda, Insecta, Hymenoptera, Vespidae. The record is from RefSeq and is a predicted model, not a curated record. Gene Ontology annotation, cellular component: cytoplasm.